Molecule: messenger RNA, 6928 nt
Organism: Lingula anatina
Lineage: Eukaryota; Metazoa; Brachiopoda; Lingulata; Lingulida; Lingulidae
Biological process (GO): signal transduction
Source: RefSeq, a predicted model, not a curated record
AAUUACGCAGAAAUCUAAGGAGACAGUCACUAAGGAGUGCUCUUCUUAAUUGCGCAUCGGAUGUGCCAAGUGUCUGUGAUCACAGCUAACACAAUGCAGACAAUCAGAGGUCAGAGUUCCAUUCACUGCGGAGAACAGAAGCAACCGGAAGUAGAGAUGAAUCAUCUUCUCUCUCAGGAAACACUCUUAUCUCCUCUCGAAUUAAAUCAUGAAAUUUUCAGAAUACAGGAUAUAUAGACUCUUUUCGUGGAUAGUUUAAUUCGGAUCCCUCAAUGGAGAGUACCAGUGAUGACAGUGAUGUGGAAGGGCAGGAGGAUGAGUUGGGAGCUUGGCUUGGACAGCUGGAAACACUGAGUCUGGAUUUGGACAGAUCAGGUGACACGGAACCCAAGAAAACAGUGAUGACCCCCAAGGCAGACAAGCUGGACACAUUCCGAUUCUCCAUCAUCAACUUGGAAGAGAACCCAGACUCUGAUUUAGAUGCUCUGUUAGGAGAGCUGUGUCUACUGGAGACUCAACUGUCUUCUGCUCAAACAGAACUUAGCCACUCUCUGGAAACAGCUCAGCCAACUAAACACACACAGGAAAGUAAGGUGACAGUGGACUUUGAUCAGCUCUUCAACUCCACUCAAGCUGAAUUAGCAGAGCUGGACUCUCAGUUAGAAAGCUUGACGUCAAAACCCACUGGACAAUCAGAAACUAAUGAGAACUUAUCUGACCAAUCACAGCAUUGUGUGAAGAAUAAUGGACAUGUCGGCCAAACACAUGUAGAACAUAUCUCUAGCCCUAAAAAGGAGGGCAGCCAAUCGGGGGCUAAGUUACUAUACAGUUCAGGACAAAAAGGAAGUAGUCACUAUGUGAGUAGCGAACAAGAAAACAGUGGUGGUGAUGGAGACUCUAUUUGGGAACCGCAAACGCCUUCAACACUCACGCUUCCUGUGUCGCCAGUCUCAUCUGUUACCAUGGCAACAGGUCAGCCUAUCAGAGUCAGCGUAUCAUCUGAGGUGGAGAAGAAAGCAGAAGAGCGAGAUUCUGUAUUUUCUGAGGUGACGCCUUCCAAUUCUAAUACAUCCAUGGCGACCAUGAGUAGUGGGUCCUCGGGUGUUCAGGUCACUCCAACAGAGGUGUCACUGUGUAUUGAUGCGAUGAUGCAUGAUCCCAAUGUGCGUGCACGACUUGAUAGCGUGCAGGAAGAAUUGAAGCAAGCAAACGUCCCCCCAGCAGAACAAGCUGCUAGGCUGAAGUCAGAGAAGAUCAAGAUAGCUCUGGAGAAGAUAAAGGAAGCCAGUGUGAAAAAGCUGUUUGUCCAGGCCCAUGCAGCAGAUGGCAGCAGCAAGACCAUUCUGGUGGAUGAGAAGAUGACUUGUGGUCAGGUGGUCAACAUGCUGAUAGCCAAGAACCACUGUAAACCUAAUCUUAACUGGGCAGUGGUGGAGAGAAUGCCAGACCUGCUCAUGGAGCGGCUCCUGGAGGAUCACUACUUGCUGGUGGAGCACCUAUUGUCUUGGUCCAGAGACUCCAAGAAUAAACUGAUGUUCUUACAGAGGACAGAUAAAUAUGAGUUGUUCAGACACCCAGAGGACUUCCUGCUGGUAGGUACAGCCCAGGCACAGAGCUGCUCACUGGAUGAAAAAGGCAGGAUUAACUUGAUAAAGGAAUUCUUGUCAGAUUCCACGGGUACCAAAGUUCCUGAGAUGGAAGGAAUGAUGUAUAUCAAGGCAGAAGGCAAAAAAGUUUGGAGGAAACACUUCUGUAUCCUGAGGUCCUCUGGUAUAUAUGUCAACUCCAAGGGAAAGAGUAAGUCCUCCAAGGACCUGGUAUGUUUGUGCCAGUUUGAGUAUGUUGAGCUGUACACAGGACUGGACUGGAAGAAGAAGUACAGAGCUCCCACAGAGUUUGGGUUUGCUCUCAAGCAUCCCCAGAUUCAGAAGAAAUGUAAAUAUAUCAAAUAUCUCUGCACAGAGGAUGCAGAGACCUUAGUACGGUGGAUGACAGCUAUCAGGAUUGCCAAGUUUGGCAAACAGCUCCUGCUGAAUUACAACCAGUCUGUGUCAGAGUUCAGAGACUGGAAUUCCAAACUGCUGGAACUCACACCAGGCAACUACAUGUUACAGCAGGUAAAGAAUGAAGAGCAGAGACUUCAGGAGAUCUACCAGCAGCCAGGCACUCUCCUUCGCAGUCACCGUGACAGCAUCAGCUCAAAAUCCUCUUCAGAUUCCUCACGCUCCUCAUCUAGUCAUGGUAGUCAUGGUGAUCGAGGAUCAUCUUCUAUGUCCUGGACGGCCUCCAGUCCCCGUUCAAGUGUCCAGUAUGACCAGAGGAUUUCAGCCCCGGUCAGUGUCCAGUACAGUGGUCAGAAUUUAAUGGACAUUGAGCGGGGGUCAGUGCACAUUGAAGGUGGUCCUGUGAAGCGUGACUCACAUAGCAGGACAUAUAGUGACAGUGACCAGGCUCAGAGUGAGUUAAGAACAAGUAGUGCUAGGAUUCCUGUGACCACUGACACCACAAGGCAUCUCAAUAACGUUAGUGGGGCAGCCAACAGAUUACAACAGCAACAUACCAGCCACCAGGAGGAGCCAGUGACACCAGACUUCCCGCCACCGCCUCCUGACCUUAGUCUUCCAUACAUAGAGGGAGGAUUGCCCACAGCGCCCAGCAUGGAUGAGCUCCCACCCCCACCACCCCCACCACCACCACCCCUGGCCACGGAGGCUGCAGGAGGGACAAGAACAUCCAUUCAUAGUCAUUUAAAGUCACAGCCCAAGCUUGCCCUCAUAGCUGAGCUGAAGAAGAAAUCUCCAAAAAGCAGCCCCGAUUCUUCACCUCUUGGUUCAACUCAUUCUUCUCCCAGGGGUUCACGUCAGGAUGUUUCCACGAGGAUAGGAGGAGCCACUUUACAAGAGGAGCGCGUGGUUCACCAAUCAGGAGAGGCAGAGGCUGCUAGCCCAGGCCAGCCUCCACCAGUGGCUAAGAAACCCAAGGGAAAGGUGCCUCCCCCUGCUCCUGUCAGGAGAGAUAUCUCACCAGUGCCACCUAGCAGUGAGCAGUCAGACCAGGGAAAACCCCCGCCACCUGUCCUGCCUAAACCUAAACCCAAGGUGGCAGCAGGGGGUGGUGGAGAACCCCCUCAGUGUGGUCAGUCCUCUGUCCAGUCUGACACCAAACCACCACCCCCUGUAGCAGCCAAGGCAGCCCUCAACUCUCCCUUCAUGGCUGACCUGAAGAGUGCCUUAGCACGGUCUGCUGCUGCUGCUGCUGGGAAAUACCCUGGGGACAGAGUACAGACCCUGGGUAGCAGACCCCCAGCAGGGGAGGGACACAGCAAUAUGGAGGACCUUCCACCACCUCCACCUGAACUGCUCCACCAGUCACCUACCCCAGGGAAGAAGAAGCCACCACCCCCACCCAAGAGGAGUGAGAAAACACAGUUGUCUUAGUUAUUACAGUGUCCUUGCCUCCUCUUUGAACUCUGAGCAGAUAAUUUCAGCAGGUGUCAUAGUGACUACAGUGUCCGUGUCUCAUCUUUGACCUGUGAGCAGUGUUUCAACAGUUGUCCUAGUGGAUACACGGUGUCCGUGUCUCAUCUUUGACCUGUGAGCAGGGUUUCAACAGUUGUCCUAGUGGAUACACGGUGUCCGUGUCUCAUCUUUGACCUGUGAGCAGGGUUUCAACAGUUGUCCUAGUGGAUACACGGUGUCCGUGUCUCAUCUUUGACCUGUGAGCAGGGUUUCAACAGUUGUCCUAGUGGAUACACGGUGUCCGUGUCUCAUCUUUGACCUGUGAGCAGGGUUUCAACAGUUGUCCUAGUGGAUACACGGUGUCCGUGUCUCAUCUUUGACCUGUGAGCAGGGUUUCAACAGUUGUCCUAGUGGAUACACGGUGUCCGUGUCUCAUCUUUGACCUGUGAGCAGGGUUUCAACAGUUGUCCUAGUGGAUACACGGUGUCCGUGUCUCAUCUUUGACCUGUGAGCAGGGUUUCAACAGUUGUCCUAGUGGAUACACGGUGUCCGUGUCUCAUCUUUGACCUGUGAGCAGGGUUUCAACAGUUGUCCUAGUGGAUACACGGUGCCCUUGUCUCCUGUCUGUCAUUUGAACUCUGAGCAGAGUUUUUCAGUGGCUGUUUUCACUUAGACUGCUUGUUAACAAUUUACUUUUCAGCUUGCCUGUGUUCAAUUGCAUAUAUUGCUAAGAUACCAUAGAACAAGGUAACAACAAUUUAAUGUGAUUAAUUCUACUAUCCAGCAACUUCUUUAUAAAAGGGAAAGUAUUUAUUCUUUUCACUUUGAAUGUGAGUUAUUGAGAGAAAAACUUAUCACUUCCAUUCAUAUAACUACUUUAUCAUUGGCAAGGGAAGAUCAGUAAAGCAUUUGGAAUGUAAUAGUAGAACACUUCUUGAAUUAAGAGGUGGGGAUCACAGUUUUUAUCAUGAUAUUAAAAUUUGCUUUGUAUCCUUAAAAACUAAAAUAGUUUUGGAUAUGUAUUUCAAGGAGAUGGUGGUUAUUUCUGCCCUUUUGAAGACAAACUUUAUCUUUAUUAACAUGGUAUUCUGUAUGCUAUGAUCUCUUUAUCAUGCCAGGUAUGUGGAUGCUCCUCCUUAUAUUGUAAGAAAGAUUAUACUGUUGGAGUUGGUUUUUUAAAACCUAAAAUACAGACACUGUAAUCCUUUUUAUUUAAAAAUAAGACCGGAUAUAACACUUCUUUUAAUAAUGGAAUGCCCUAAGCAUUCCAUUGAAAACUUGAACUGAAAACUGCUGAAAUGUAAGACAAGCUUGAAACUUGUCAGUCCUGUCUUGAACACAGUGCCACCUAUAGAUGAUAUUAUUGUGUAUGAUGCAGUGCCGUAGCUCUCCCCACAAAAAUGGUGAUUUCUGCCAGGGCAGGACAGGCCUUGGCACUCAUUGCAGCUUUAUUGGUGAAUUACUGACAAGACUAGGAAAGCUUUAACAUCCCUUUAACUAAAAUGAGAACUUUUUAUCAAGAAGCCAUAUCAGUCUUGCCCACUAUAAGAAUUAAUCUAUCAAUUUUUUUGUCACAGGGACAGUUCCUUGUGUGCGGAAACAUUUAUACUACUUUUAUAUACAGUGCUAACUAACUCAAAGUAUUGCCAUAUUUACCUGACUGAUUUUUUUUUGUGUAUCUAACUUUGAUAUAUAUUUUCAUCAACUUGUGCCAUAGAUACUAAAUAAUGCAUGGGAGUGACUGAAUUGUCAGCCAAAAGACGUAUCAUGAUACAGAAUCAGAUAUCCAGCUUUAGCAUUUUAUUUUUAGUUGAAUUGUAUUACAAUAUUGUCUGUUUACUGCCUGGAAUUUUUUGAUAUAUGUUUUUUUAUUAUUAUUAUUAUUUUGAAGUAAUGAAGAAGUAGGUGGUCAAAGUUUUUUAUACGUUUUGCUUUCUGAGCAUAAGCUCAACUUGAGUCUUCAUCUUUUCUCAGUUCAAAAGGCAGUAGGUACCAGACUGGUAGUUAGUAUGGGGCUGGCUGGCUAACUGUUUUCCUGAACUUACUUCAAACUUGUCAACUCCGGAACCAGCUUGUAUUUCUUUAUAAUCUGUCUUUUUGCAUUUACAUUAAACUUAACUGCCAUUAUAAGAAACCUUUUUAUGGUUUAUCUCAGUGAGACUGCUGAUGUGUUCUUCUAACCUUUAAAUUCUCUACUCUGCUGCUUGAAUAUACCAUGUCUCAGAGGAGGUGUAGUAUGAAGGUCUCUGAAUGAUUCUUUUUAAUACAACACUCAUACCACUAAUAACUGACACUUUUGAACUUUUUAUGUUCAAGGCUUAGUACUAGCUGGCUAAGUUUUUUCUAAAAUAUUCAUUGUUAGUUGGUUUAUUGUACAAUGUAGACCAGUGUAUUUGAAAUACUCAAAGUAUUAUGUUUUAGUAGUAUUGUAACAUAUCAGUGUGUUUUUAAGACUAGGAUAUACAUACAUCCUAUGUUAUAUCAUCACUGGACAUUCACAUUACAGCUUGUCUUAUCAGUGUUCUUUUUGCCAUAUUUCUAUCUUGUGUAAUGUUCAGAGAUGUUAUUUUAAAGCUGAUAUUAGCUCACAGUCUGUAAUAAAACUGUACUAAGAUGGGAUUUUAAUAGGAUGAAGACAGAUAGUAAAAAGACUGGAGUGAUUAAUUAUCACAAUUGUUUUAAGUUUAAAGAAAUUCAUUUUUACAUCAAAAUACUAAAUUGGGGAUUUCCAUAGAGAUGUCAAGCUCCAUUUAUUGGUAUAAGUAGGGAAUACAGGGUGAGCAGCGUACAGUAAAUUAAGUCGACAGUUUCUGUAUACCAUUGAAGUAAUUCACAAUAGUUUCUUUUUUUCGGGGAAAGUGUUUUUAGCUUGACCCGAAUCUGAUGGCAAUAGAGUGAUCUUUUCGCUUAACUUACUAAUGUGCAAUAAACUGCGCCAAGAUGUGAUUAGUCGUUAACGAUAUCUUGAUUUUUGUACAGUGUAAUUUUUUAUUUACUUUUAGUUUGAAAUUGAUUAUAAUAUCGAGCAAUUGCUUGUUUGUGACUUAGGUAAAAUGAUAGUGUGAAAGUCGAUCUGUGCUUGAAGUCGAGAAAUGAGACCACACCGUGAUACGUCUGUAUACGAGAUCUGUCUUUUAGGAAAAGAUGACGAUCAGAUCGCACUUACUGAAUGCAAUUUAAUAUCUAUGAUUUGUCUGUGUUAAUAGUUUAAAAUCUUAAAUCAUCAUUUAAUGGGCAUCUUUAAUACCCCUGUGGAUGUUUAUUGUACAUUUUAAGGUUACUGUAGAAAAGCGUAGUCUAGUUUUCUACUAGUGUACAUUGAAAGCUAUACACAGAGCAGAUCUAACCUAUAGACCCCUAGUAUGCCGUGUACGGUAUACAUGUACAUGCUAGGUCUUAUAUAGAAAUAAUGUCAUGAUGCUACACUCUAGGUGCUUCGCGCGUGUAUAAACCAAGAUUUAUGAAUAAAA